AACAGCUGCAGUCAGUUUGUUUUGACUCUUCGCGCGGAGAGCUUGCUGCUUGUCCGUUUAUUUUACGUUAAUGUUUACGCGCUUCUCUACCCUGUGUUUUCCCACUCAUCCCUUCGCUUUGCUACAGGAUUUCGCCCAUCAUGUCCACUACUGUGCCUCCAAAAUUCCGUAGUGCCGUUGCGUGCGUGCGUUUCAGUUGAUUAUCCGGCGGACCCCGAUUUCCGUGACACAGUUACCCUGUCCCUGUAAGUGCAUCCCUUGCCCGUGAGAUCCUCGGUGCUAAUGCCGCUUCUUUUUCGGUGAUAACGAAUCGCCUCCCCCCGUUCAGUGCAGUGCAUACAAAUUUAGAUAAUUCGUUAGGAAUUUAUGUUGUAGUUUUAUCCUAAGUUUUGUUAUUGUUAGUUCCUGUGUUUUUUUUUUAUAUUGGGCGUAAGGAUACCUCUAAAAUCAAGAUGGCAAAUACGGUGCUUCUCGAGUCGCGAUCCUUCAGACCGUUCAAAUCCAGUGAGGAGUAUCUAUGGGCCAUGAAAGAGGAUUUGGCCGAAUGGCUCAACGGUCUUUACCCAGAGUUGUACAUGAAUGUAAAUAAUUUUAUGGACAGACUUGACACAGGCGUCGCUCUAUGUCGGCACGCGAUCAACGUGCGGAAAUACGCGGAGGAAUACGUGCAACGGCGACAGGCGGCCGGUAAGUCGAAUCACAUAAUCGCGGUGCAGGUCCUGAACUUGGCCAACACGAAGUACCUGCCGGGAGCCAAACCAGGGACCUUCUUCGCCCGGGACAACGUCUCCAACUUCAUCUCGUGGUGCCGCAACGGCCUCGGCGUCAUCGAGUGCCUCCUCUUCGAGACCGACGACCUCAUCCUCCGCAAGAACGAGAAGCAUGUCAUCCUCUGUCUCCUCGAGGUCGCUCGGCGGGGGGCGAAACUGGGGAUGCCGGCCCCGAUGUUGGUGCAGCUGGAGCGGGAGAUCGACCGGGAGAUCGCCAACGACAAACGAAAACACGGCAACAACUGCCAGUUCGAGUUCACCGUUGACGAGGACGUUGACGAUUACAGCGACGAUGACCAGCCCAUCGAGUACGGACCACAGCCGCAGAUCGUCACCAACGACCUCAAGAGCCUCGACGAAAUGGUUCGAGAGCAAGUGGAGAAAUGUCGCUGCCCUACUCAGUUCCCGAUGAUCAGAGUUUCAGAGGGAAAAUACCGCAUAGGAGAUACGAAAGUUUUAAUCUUCGUCCGAGUCCUCAGGAGUCACGUCAUGGUGCGUGUUGGCGGGGGCUGGGACACUCUGUCUCACUACUUGGAUAAACACGAUCCUUGCCGUUGCAAGUCUGCACAUCGAGCCACAACUUCAGCUAAAGUUGUCGGAAUCAAAAGUGGAGGUCCAGCUUUGGAGCUCAAUAACGCACAAGUUCACUACGAACGGUCACCACCCCGAACACGCCGGUCCUCGACCUCCAGCGUGGGCUCCGGCGGGACCCCGUCGACGAACCUCACCCCCGGCGUGCCGAACCACACCCAAGCCCGCGCCCGGAACCGCAGCCGCUCGCCCACCCCGAAACCAACCUCGGCCCCGCGACAUUCCCUCUCUCUCGGCACCCGCGCCUCCAUGGACGCCGGCCGGCGCAGCCGCAGCCCCACCCCGCGCAACACCCGCCCCUCCGGCCCGACCCUCGCCACCGCCGACCGCGCCUCCCGCCCCCGCUCCAAGUCGCCCCUCCCGCAGACCGAGAACUUCACCAUCCUCUCGGAGAAGGCCGCCACCAAGCUGGGUGCCCCCAGGAGUCGGAGCCCUUCGGCCCAGGGGAAGCGCAGCCGCUCGCCCUCGGUCCAUAGGGACAGGAGUGACAGCUACCAGGUCAAGGAUAGGUCCAGGACCCCCAGCUUGCAUGACCCUGACUUCCUGGGGCAGUAUAUUCAGCGACCUGAGCAUAAGUACGAGUAUGGAAUCGAUGAGACGCCCUUCCCCAAGAUCUCCGAUAACUUCGUCAACGAGGACUUCCGUAAGGUGACCCCCCUGCGGGAGCGGAACAGCAUCGACGAGGGGCGGAACCGCCGCAACUCGCAGGACCCGAAGGGCGUGGACACGUCGCCGGCGCACCGCGUCUCGGACAACUUCAUCGGGACCUCGCAGUACCACUUCCUGAACCCGAACCCGGUGAAGGAGAACCGGCGGAGCGCCUCCCCGAUCCGCGAGACCUCGGGGGUGGACUACUCCCCGGCCGCCGUCCGCGUCUCGGACAACUUCGUCAACCACCCCCAGAAGACGGGCGUCAAGAAGGCCGCGCCGAGCAAGAGCCCCCGGAAGUCCAUCUCCAAGAGCUCCGACGACGACCCCAAGAGCGACGCCCAGCUGUCCGAUCACUCGGACGAGGGAUACCGGAGCCUCGGGCUUGUGCCCGCGAAUGCUGCUACCCCGAAAAAUGGUUCACCAAAACGGCCAGCCCGGACGACCCGGAGUCGCUCGGUGGGCGGCGUCCACUCCUCGCCGACGCACCAGUCCCCGGCCCACCAGACCCAGUCGCCCUUCCGCCGCAACGCCUCGACCAACCGGUCGGCCCGAUCCGCGGGCUCCUUCAGCAACCCCAGCUCCCCGAGCAAGGCCUCCAAGACGCCCUGCGACGCUCACCCCGGCCUCGGGCGGAAGCAGAAGAGCUCCCUGACCGAGGACACGUUCUGCCAGCAGGUGGCCGACAUCAUGCAGCAGUACGCCGCCAUGAUGCCCUCCCCGAGGAAGGACUCCAAGCCCGACUGCGGGAUCAUCACCAGGAUCCCCGCGCCCGUCGCCGGCAACAAGUCGUGAGAGUUCGCCCUCCUGUCGACCUUGGUCAAGUACUCGCCCUUCGUCCUCCUCUUCUUCUCUAACCUCUGUUUGCUCAGGGUGUCGGUCUUUCUUCUGGGCAAGUGAGCUCGUGCAUUGCGGAUCCGGAGCCUCGUUGUUGAAAUCCAUGUCGACGCGAUGAGACAUCGGAAGUUGACGUAUUACACACGAAGAAAAAUCUAUGGCUUUAUGCUGCCGUGCUAAGGAGGAACGCCGUAUGAACAUUCGAGAGUUGCCAAAUUUCC
Messenger RNA from Bemisia tabaci, 3067 nucleotides. NCBI's taxonomy places the organism in Eukaryota, Metazoa, Arthropoda, Insecta, Hemiptera, Aleyrodidae. The record is from RefSeq and is a predicted model, not a curated record.